This is a messenger RNA of Platichthys flesus (European flounder), 769 nucleotides long. It is a transcript of the gene rpl10a, whose product is annotated as ribosomal protein L10a. Gene Ontology annotation, molecular function: RNA binding; structural constituent of ribosome. The record is from RefSeq and is a predicted model, not a curated record. The transcript is spliced from 6 exons. NCBI's taxonomy places the organism in Eukaryota, Metazoa, Chordata, Actinopteri, Pleuronectiformes, Pleuronectidae. Gene Ontology annotation, biological process: translation. Gene Ontology annotation, cellular component: large ribosomal subunit. The coding region runs from base 78 to 728 and encodes 216 amino acids.
GGUCGCCUAUAUUGUGCGUAACUUCCUGCUGCACUUCCUUUUUCAUCGUAGGAGCAGGGGAGAGACGAGCCGCCAAAAUGAGUAAGGUUUCGAGGGACAUGCUGUAUGAGGCCGUCAAGGAGGUUCUCGCAAACUCCCAGACGAAGCAAAGGAAGUUCGUGGAGACGGUUGAGCUGCAGAUCAGCUUGAAAAACUAUGAUCCCCAGAAGGACAAGCGUUUCUCCGGCACCGUCAGGCUGAAGACUCUCCCCAGGCCCAAGUUCUCUGUGUGCGUCCUGGGAGACCAGCAGCACUGCGACGAGGCCAAAGCCGCCGAAUUGCCUCACAUGGACAUCGAGGCUCUCAAGAAACUCAACAAGAACAAGAAGAUGGUCAAGAAGCUCGCCAAGAAGUACGACGCCUUCCUGGCCUCCGAGUCUCUGAUCAAGCAGAUCCCACGUAUCCUGGGUCCUGGUCUGAAUAAGGCCGGCAAGUUCCCCUCCCUGCUCACCCACAACGAGAACCUGAACACCAAGGUGGAUGAGGUCAAAUCCACCAUCAAAUUCCAGAUGAAGAAGGUGCUCUGUCUGGCUGUGGCUGUCGGUCAUGUGAAGAUGACAGAAGACGAACUUGUGUACAACGUUCACCUGUCAGUCAACUUCCUGGUGUCCCUGCUGAAGAAGAACUGGCAGAACGUGCGUGCCCUCUACAUCAAGAGCACCAUGGGCAAAGCCCAGCGUCUCUACUAAAUGACAACUUUUCUAAAAAUAAAAAGUGGAGAUGCUCCAAA